UUUUGGAAAUUCCUGGCAGCCAAGAUUCCUUGUCCUAAAAAUGGAAUAAUCGUUGCCCAUCCUCCUCCCUCCUUUCCUUUCCCAACAUGCCUAAGUGUGUCACGUCUAGACGCGUCCCCCGGUUCUCUUUGGAACGCGAUCAGGGUUAGAAGUCCGGUCUUAGAACGUCGCGUUUCCCAACAUUCGAUGCCCUCCUGCGCUGAAGAUCUCGGCGUUCUAUUUUAGAAUCUUCGAUGUCCCGAGCAUUUUGUGACCUAUAAACUGAUCAAAAUGAGUAGCAGCGGCGGCGGGGAAAAACAGGGCGUUGGACAGGAGAGCAGUUCCCUCCGCACGUACCCGAAGUUGCCAGUUUGGGUGGUGGAAGAUCAUCACGAUGUUCUUCCCUUCAUUUACCGAGCUAUUGGCUCGAAGCACCUACCUGUUAGCAACAUCAGCUUUGUUCAUUUGGAUUCCCACCCAGAUCUCCUUAUUCCAGUAGACAUGCCUGCAGAUACUGUGUUCGACAAAGAAGCUCUAUUUAGUGAACUAAGCAUUGAAAACUGGAUUAUGCCUGCUGUUUAUGCUGGUCAUUUUUCACAAGUCAUAUGGUUACAUCCAGUUUGGGCUCAGCAAAUAGAGGAAGGAACUCAUCAUUUUUUGGUGGGCAAAGAUGCCUCUACUACUACAAUAAGGGUUACAAGCACAGAUGCUUACUUCCUUUCUGAUGGUCUCUAUGUCCCUGCUGAUCAGCUGGAGAACAAAAAAUCUUUACAUCUGAAUGUGUGCCUUGUGAAUCCCUCCAAAGCGUCUGGUGAUUGGGAAGGCAACCAAGCUCCACGUUCUGCUAAGAAGUGCAAAUUAAGCAUGGACGACACAGGCGAUGCCUCUUCAUCAAAUGACUCCUCUGACCCGACCCACAGUUGCACAGUUGAACUGUCUGAUGGCUUUGGAAAGAGAAUCUCUGGGCAUGAGAAGCCGAGCAAUUCCCAGGUUCCCUCUGCAUCUGGUUCCACAGGAAAACACCAGCAUCAAAUGUCAGAACUUGCUGGAGACAUUCUGCAAGUGCUGAAGAAGGGCACUGCUUUUGUUUUAGAUAUUGACUUGGACUUCUUUUCAGUUAAGAAUCCUUUCAAAGAAAUAUACACACAGGAAGAAUACAAACUCUUACAAGAACUGUACAGUUUUAAGAAGCCUAAAAGCAAUUUAUCGGAGGACGAGUUGGUCGACUGUGUAGAGAACCGCACACACCAGCUGGAAGAUCUAGAAGCAGCUUUUGCUGAUUUAUGUGAUGAUGACACUGAAGAAAACCUGAAAAGAUGGGCUGCAAAUCCUGGAAUGAAACCUCUAGUUCAACUGGUGCGUAGUUUGAAAGAUCGAAUGGGAACUCCAGAUUAUGAGAUGGUUCAUCAGGCCGGCCUUACGUGUGAUUACUCAGAAAUACCUCAUCAUGUUAGCACGGAAGAGGAGAUAGAGAGUUUCGUACGGUCGAUACAACAUCUCUUGGGAAGCUUACCGAAACCAACCCUUGUGACCAUAGCCCGAUCCAGCUUGGAUGACUACUGUCCUGCAGAGCAAGUUGAGUUCAUACAAGAGAAAGUCUUGAACGUACUGAAUUUGGCAUAUGGCACCCUGGAUAUUCAUUUGGAAUACUUGGAAAACGCAGAUCCUACUGGAACAGAAUGUUCAUCUACAGCAUAAUCAACCUGGCUGUAGUCUAUGGAUGUUAAAAAAAAAAGAGAGAGAGACUUUGAUAUUACGAAAGUAUUGUGCUUUGCUUUCUAUGGAGUGGUAUUCUUAAAAAAGUAUUUUAGGAAGCUGAAUUGGCUAUGUAACACUUAUUGAUCAUACUUGUAAGCCAAACCAUUUCUCUUUUUUAAAAAAUUGAAUUGUU
This is a messenger RNA of Ahaetulla prasina, 1870 nucleotides long. It is a transcript of the gene C3H5orf22, whose product is annotated as chromosome 3 C5orf22 homolog. The record is from RefSeq and is a predicted model, not a curated record. NCBI's taxonomy places the organism in Eukaryota, Metazoa, Chordata, Lepidosauria, Squamata, Colubridae. Bases 271 to 1677 code for a protein of 468 amino acids. The transcript is spliced from 9 exons.